Messenger RNA from Macadamia integrifolia, 3366 nucleotides. Its product is annotated as rho GTPase-activating protein 7-like. Lineage: Eukaryota; Viridiplantae; Streptophyta; Magnoliopsida; Proteales; Proteaceae. Gene Ontology annotation, biological process: signal transduction. The record is from RefSeq and is a predicted model, not a curated record. Bases 271 to 2919 code for a protein of 882 amino acids. The transcript is spliced from 22 exons.
AGUUCUUAAAACAAGUUAGAGGUGCUACUCUCUCUCUCUCUCUCUCUUUAUACUUCACUUUUGAGUUGCUGUUGAACCCUAGUUCCGCACCUUGGUUUGUUCAGACCUCAGAUCCCGGGAAUUUUAUGGCUGAACUCAGCUACUGAUUCGUUUAUUACUUGUCGAUGAGAGAUGCAAGGUUUGUGUGGUUGAAAUGUUUGGCAUUUGCGGCGGCUCUGGUUUGAUUGAGGACCGUUUUGAUGCCCUAAAUUUCAGCGGCAUUGCGCAAAUAUGUCGGCUUCGUUGGCUCCAUUCGAGCGGCCGAGGGCCGGAGUUACGAACACGGUUUUUAAGAGUGGACCACUGUUCAUAUCAUCAAAAGGAAUAGGUUGGAAGUCAUGGAAGAAGCGCUGGUUCAUUCUCACACGCACAUCUUUGGUUUUCUUCAAAAAUGAUCCUAGUGCCCUUCCUCAGAGAGGUGGUGAAGUAAACCUAACUUUAGGGGGUAUUGACUUGAACAACUCUGGGAGUGUGGUUGUCAGAGAAGAUAAGAAACUGUUGACUGUACUGUUUCCUGAUGGACGUGAUGGACGCGCAUUCACCCUUAAGGCUGAGUCCUCAGAGGAUUUGCAUGAGUGGAAGGCAGCACUAGAACAGGCUCUUGCACAAGCCCCCAGUGCUGCCCUUGUCAUUGGGCAUAAUGGAAUUUUCCGAAAUGACACAAAUGAUACCGUUGAAGGAUCAUUCAAACAAUGGAGAGAUAAGCGUUCUGUCAAGUCAUUGGUUGUUGGAAGACCUAUUUUGCUUGCACUUGAAGAUAUAGAUGGGGGACCAUCCUUUCUUGAGAAAGCUCUUCGUUUUCUUGAGACGUUUGGAACAAAAGUAGAAGGAAUCUUGCGGCAGUCUGCAGAUGUAGAGGAGGUUGAUCGAAGGGUUCAAGAAUAUGAACAAGGAAGGAAUGAAUUCAGUUCUGAUGAGGAUGCUCAUGUUGUUGGUGACUGUGUGAAGCAUGUUCUUCGGGAGCUACCCUCUUCUCCAGUUCCAGCAUCCUGCUGCUCUGCAUUACUAGAGGCAUACAGAAUUGAAAGGAAGGAGGCUAGGGUUAAUGCUAUGCGGUCUGCAAUGUUAGAGACAUUUCCAGAGCCAAAUAGGCGAUUACUCCAAAGAAUUCUGAAAAUGAUGCACACUAUUGCUGCUCAUGCAUCUGAGAAUCGAAUGACUCCAUCUGCUGUUGCUGCUUGCAUGGCACCCAUAUUACUGCGCCCACUUUUAGCUGGCGAAUGUGAGUCGGAGGAUGACUUAGAUAUGAAUGGUGAUAAUUCUGCUCAGCUUCUUGCUGCAGCAAAUGCUGCUAAUAAUGCUCAAGCCAUUGUUACAACUCUAUUGGAGGAGUAUGAGAAUAUAUUUGAUGAUGAUAAUCUACACAGGUGCUCCAUUUCAGCUGAUUCUCAGAUAGAAAACAGUGGGACUGAGGACUCGACUGAUGAUGAAAAUGUGGAUCUGAAAGAUAAUGGAUACCAUGAUGCAGAAAAUGAGGUUGAUCAAGAGAUGGAUGAUGUUCAUGACCGUGUACUCAGUGGAAAAUUGUGUGAAAGCAGUGGUUCAGUUGCUAGUGAUCUCUAUGACUAUAAGGCAUUUGGAGGUAAUGAUUCGGAUGUUGAUUCCCCCAAGGAAAGUCACACUUCAGCAACAAAUCUGAAGGCACUUGUAGAUCCUCAUAAGUCACCUAGAGAUUCCAAUAUUCAAUUUAAUGAGCAACAAGGAAUAUUCAGACAAAGUAGUGAUAAUGACACAAUGACAGCGAUCGAUACUCCUGAUAUUUUUCCUGCCAGUGACUCUCAUCGAUCUAUGGGGGAGCUUCUGUCUUCAAUGGAUCCAGGACUUCCUCUAACUGUUCCUGGACCUGAGUUAUGUGCAGAAAAGCCUGCGAGUAAAUUAAGUGGACCCAACCCCAAUGUGAAACGCUCAGUCUUUUGGGGAAGAAGCAAUGCAAGAAAGCAUCCUUCCAUGGAGUCAAUUGACUCCUCUGGUGAGGAAGAGCUUGCUAUUCAGAGGCUUGAGAUUACAAAAAAUGAGUUGCGCAACAGGAUUGCAAAAGAGGCCAAGGGGAAUGCAAUCUUACAAGCAAGUUUGGAGAGAAGAAAACAAGCUCUACAUGAACGGCGCCUGGCCCUUGAGCAAGAUGUCUCUAGAUUGCAGGAGCAGUUGCAAGCUGAGAGAGAUCUUAGAGCUGCACUAGAGGUUGGUUUGAGCAUGUCUUCUGGACAGCUUUCUAGCUCACGUGGUAUGGAUUCCAAGACGAGGGCAGAGCUAGAGGAGAUUGCUCUUGCUGAAGCAGAUGUUGCUAGGCUGAAGCAGAAAGUUGCGGAACUGCACCUUCAACUUAACCAGCAACGCCAGCAUCACUUUGGCUCCCUCUCUGAUGCAUGCGACCGCUAUCAACAUGUCCAAAAUCUUCAAUCACAACAGAAGUUUCUUCAACAAGAUUUUGACAUGAGCCUUGCUUUUGUUAAUCAUGAGAGGAAACAAAGAAGUGAGGAGGGCCCCUCAGUUUCAGAUUGGAAGAACAUCAAGGGUCAAGUAUUGCCAUCUGCCAGUAGUAGCAGGCACCUUACACGGAAGCUGUUUGUGGAUUCAACAAGCAUAAGUGAAUCAAAAAGUACAGAGGCAUCUGGCAUUUCUGUAGAUGAGCUCUGUGGUGUUGAUUCCAGCAUCAUACCAUCCACAUCUAGAGCAGCAGAGGGGAUGGAAUAUCAGAGGCAUCCAUCUGCAGCAUCUUCAGCUUUGGUGGAAUUGACAACACGUCUCGACUUUUUCAAAGAGCGACGCUCCCAGCUCAUGGAACAGCUUCACAACCUUGAUUUGAGUUAUGGGACAGCCUCUUCACAAGGGAUGGCAUACAAACCAUCAUCAUCCUCUCCAUGGAACAGUCCGAGAUGAUACACUAUCUGUGAGAUAAGGGUGUCUUCUUGCCUUUGUAUAUCCUUGAUACCGCCGCAUAUAUAUCUUAUCUGUAUCUUUUUUCUGAUUUCUUUUGCCUUUUCCAUUUUUUCUGUAUGCCCCCCACCCCCAUCCCUUUUCCACUGCUGAUGAUAUCUUAUGGAGUGCUGCACUAAGUAAUAUUUUUGGUUCUUUUUCCUUCUGUUUUCCCUUCAUAAUUGGUGUAAAGUUAGCAAGUCCUCUCGUUGUAUCAUUGUUACUUUUUGAGGGUUAAUUUAUUGAUGAUGAUCUUCUGUACACACUUUUUGAGUACCGCGAUACAACUGGGAAAGAGCAGUCUGCUUAGUUUUCUUGUAAUUUGUCCGUUUGUAUUGAUGUAUUCUAUUUAUAUGACCGCUUGUAACCAAUAUGGAAAAUGGUCACUUAGUGGAAGGGUUUUCUACAGAA